AUGGUCCUAGGCGCAAUCUUACGCUAUCUAGCCAACAACGAGCAACUCAUACAACGGUUGGCCGAUUCAUAUCCACUCCGGCGAGCCGCACAGAUGGUGCUCAGUGCCUACUAUCGCGGGAAAUCGGUCGCCGAGCAGCAGAAACUGAUCGGAAUGACCCCGGAUCGUUUACAGCAGGCGCUGCGUAGUUUCAAAAGCAACGUGCAGAAGGAAAUCGAGAAUGCGAAGAAUGAUUUAAGCAGAAAAAAGUGAUUUCCCGGUGAAGAGUGAAUGAUAUCUCGUGUAGCCUGGCUCAAAUGUAAUUAAAAUUUAUUGGUAUCGUGAAA
Anopheles darlingi is the source of this 326-nucleotide messenger RNA. RefSeq names its product protein NCBP2AS2 homolog. Bases 1 to 252 code for a protein of 83 amino acids. Lineage: Eukaryota; Metazoa; Arthropoda; Insecta; Diptera; Culicidae. The record is from RefSeq and is a predicted model, not a curated record. The transcript has a single exon.